GAUUUUUUAGGUUUCUUUCUGUCUCUUUGGUAUUAUCUUUUCAUGUCUCUUGACUCCUUCCUACUCCGCAUUUUUGUCCUUUACCUAUUCUCAUUUUUCUUGUGUCUGUUUCUUCCCUUAUGUUACCCUCUCUUCAUAAUUUAUUUAUGUAGCUUCUCAUCCCAUAUAUUUCCUCUUAUUCUGCCUUUUUCUAUAGCCAACUCGUUAAGCUCAUCUCAAUCUCUCUCAUUAAAAUAUCGCCGCUCUAUGCAAUUCUCAUUCAGUAUAUUCUUCAUUAUUUAUGAUAAUAAGAGCAUGCAGCAGUGUCAUCUGUAAGUCUACUACAUAUAUUAAGUGAUUCCAUCCGGUGGUCUUGUUAAGCUUUGUGCCUAAACCCUUUUCAUGGUCACGGUCUUGGGUUAUGUAAGAGCCGAAAAAUGAAUUUGAAUCUAGCGCAAUUAGCAAAUGCUAAUUUCACGCCUUUAAUCCAAGAUUUAUCCAGUCGAUGUGAGUCAGAGACUUGGAAGGAAUUCGCGUUGGCCAUUACGCAAUGCACGAGAAACAGCAACGAGGUGUAUUAAUUAGCCGCCAAAAAAUAAUGACAGGUAGGUGGGUGCGCAACAAAACAUCCUCCUGUCAUUCUACGAAUGCCAAACUGACCAUGAAAACCACGAAAACUGAUUCACAAUGCCGACUCUGUGUCGAUUCCCAUUCAGGCUGGCUUUUGGCCCGCACCCAAGGUGUUGUUGCAGGUGAAGUGACAAAACGGCGCCACAGCCGCACUCACACACACACAAUCGCAGCCACAGCCACAGCCACAGUCGCAGCCACAGCCCCAGCUCCAACGAAAUGCCAACACCUCAACCACGAAUACCAGGGCUUAUUUAGAUCUACAUAGAGCAUAGCCCCCGCCACCCGCCAGCUCCACAUCUCGCUUCAGUGCGUCUCUCUGUGUGAGUUUUUCGAGUUCGGUUUCGGCUUUGGUUCUAGCUCCAACGAAUUUCAAAUAAAUACCCGUGCCACAGGGCUGAGCAGCACAUUCGUGGUUUCAAUUCUGUUGCCAGCGACACGUUAAGCAAUACACACACACACACACAUAUAAAUCAUCUGUUCGAGAGCGCGCCAGGAUUUGGGAGCUCAGCUCUCUAAAGAUUUAGUACACCACGUGGCCAAGUAAAUAGAAAAACAUUUGUGCAAGUGAUAAAGUGAACCAAAAAUAAACAUAAUAACAAAAUGCAUGUGCUGCAAUUGCUGCUCUGCCUGGCCGUUGUCUGUGUCCAGGCGUCGUCGCGUGGACCUGAGGCGCGCAGUGCCACGCCCACUGCCAAUGACAGACGGGUGACAGCGGGCUCUGCCGGAGUCCUGGACUCUGUGCUACGCGGCAAUGGCAAGAGUCGCCAAUCUCGCUGCGUGCGCUGCUAUGAGGAUCGCUACUACAGCGCCGAUCGUUAUGGCGGCGGGGAUCGCUAUGGAGGCGGGGAUCGCUAUGGCGGCGGGGAUCGCUAUGGCAGCAGCGAUCGCUAUGGCGGUGGCUACUCGAGUCGCAGUGGCGAUGAUCCGCGCAGCUCCUGGUACUACUAUGACCGUUACGAGGAUCGCGGUAGAGAUCGCGACUCGGAUAGAUACUAUGGGCGCGAUGAUCGCUAUUCGCCACGCACCUACGAUCGCUACGAAGGCAGAGGAUACGACGAUUACUAUAGGCGAGGCUCUUCGGGCUAUGAUCGCGGCUCGGGCUACGGUUACUCUGGCUACGACAGCCGAGAUCGUUACUAUGGCGAUCGUGACAGUUCGCGCGAUCGGUAUUAUGAUCGUUCACGUACCAGCUAUGACAGAUACGAUCCCUACGAUCGCUACUAUUCAAGGUAUGAUUUUCGCAACUAUCGUCCAUGGGAUGAGACCUACAGAGGCCAGUCGGGCUUCGAUAAUUCAGGCCGUGGCUAUUAUUUCGCUAGGGAUGACGACGAUCGUCGCUCCGGCGCUCUGCCUGUCCACGAUCGCGAGCGCGGCCAAUCGUCCGGCUCUGCCCCGCCCUGCGGCCACCUGAUCAGCAACUGUCCGUACGGUGAUCGCGGCGGCACCAAGGUCUCCUCCUCGGCCAUCGACAGCGACGGCUAUCGUGGCGGCCACACCACAGUCAUGGGCAAGCCCAGUGGCCAGGGCGGCUGGACAUAUCUGGGCGAUCAGGACAAGCCGAGCCCAAUGGGCGGCAGCCAUAGCGGUGGUGGUGGUGGUGUUGGUGGUGGUGGAGGUGCUGCUGGUGCUGGCAGUGGCAGCUCAGCGGGCGGUGCGAGCAGCAGCAGCUCAGGCGGCGGCGGCGGUCGUGAUAGAGAGCGUGAUCCACAGAGCUCUUCCUAUGGUGGCCGACCACGCCCUCUAGGCGGCAGUUAUCUUUUCGACCGGGACAGCAAUGCGGUCCCCGAGAGCCCGACCGAUCCAGCCGGCUCAAAUGGUGAUGGUGGUGGUAAUGGUAGCGCCCAAAUGCCAGCAGCUGCGGCCCAAACGGCGGCCAAGCCCAGCGAGUCCCAGGCCGAUCCCGGCCAGGACACGCAGACGAAGGCAGCGCAGCAGUGACUGCAACGCAGCAGCCGCCUUGUAGGCAUGGCUUAACAUAAUCUCUAUCUAUUUAUGUGUCUAAUUCCUAAGCUACAAUUAUAAAGUAUUUAUGCCCACGACUUUGCAACUUGCUCAAUAAACAAUUCAAAAGAUUCUCAAAAAUGUAUGAUAAUAAAACACAAGAUAUAUAUGUAUAUUGGAAGUACAGUUUAUUCAUAAAAUAGUAAAUGCUGGCGGCGUUAAGCGCCCAGGACUUAUGAAUUACAGUAAAGAGAAGCCCAAAUUGAAACGAUUGGGUAUUUAAUUAGAGCUAAGUAUAAAAGUGAAUAUUUUGGGCCGGAAGCGAAAUGAAAAACUGAAAUUUAAAAAUAUAUAA
Molecule: messenger RNA, 2908 nt
Organism: Drosophila mojavensis
Lineage: Eukaryota; Metazoa; Arthropoda; Insecta; Diptera; Drosophilidae
Product: RNA-binding motif protein, X-linked-like-3
Exons: 5
Coding region: 1213-2550 (445 amino acids)
Source: RefSeq, a predicted model, not a curated record